GCAAAAUAUAAGCAGCCGGUCAGCUUGUCAAGGUCAUUUCAUUGCUCAAGGGCGUUGUGCAUUAAGCGAAUCAGCUUCUCCAGUGCUAUGGAAGACCCGAUAAGUUGUUGGCUGGAUGGUGUUCCGUUUUAAAAAUCCCACAUCCUACUCCAGAAAGCGAAUUUCGCCAAAUCAUCUAUAGGGAUCUCUGAGAUGGCCCUAUUGAAAUCGACCAUAAUAUGUAGGAGUUGUCAAUUCAUGUUAUGAGGAUCGAAUUCUCCCCAAUGUCUUUUCAACAGACUUAGUUAUCGUGUUAGACCAGUUCACUGGGAGAGAAAAAUCCCUGAUUGCCGAUAUAUCAGAACCUUAUUCAUGCAGGCGAUAAAAAACAUUUAGACUAGUUUGGGAUUUAAACCAAACAAUCAAUGCUAAAGAUAACUUGGGACGACACAAGAGUCCUAGGUAUAAACGAACUUGAACGUCUUAGUGUUACUUCAGUUCUCUUUUGUAUGCAAUUAUUCAGGUGAGAUGAUGAAUAGCUUUAUGUAAUCAUUAAGUAAAAUCCCACGUGUUAACGCAAGUUUCUUUUUCAGAAUGUCUACGAAAAAGUCAGACGAAGAGUGGAAAUGUGUUUUGAACGCCGAACAGUAUCGAGUAGCUCGUCUUAAAGGCACAGAAGCACCUUUCACCGGUGAAUAUUACCAUAAUAAAGAAAAGGGUGAAUACCUUUGUGUAUGUUGCGGAUCAAAACUUUUUGACUCAUCUGCAAAGUUCGACAGUGGGUCAGGUUGGCCAUCAUUUUAUCAAGUUUAUGGAUCAAACGGGCGAGACGAUUCGCAAACAAAUGUUACUAGAACAGAAGAUAAUUCACUGGACUCGAUGAGAAUAGAAAUCUCAUGUAAACAGUGUGGCGCUCAUCUAGGCCAUGUGUUCGAAGAUGGACCUAAACCAACCGGUUUACGUUAUUGUGUAAACAGUGCAUCUUUGUCAUUUAAAAAGUCAGAAUAAUUGAUUGAAAGAAUAUUAAUAAAAUCAUUCGGCUGACAAGAAUGCAUCAGGUCUUAAUAUGAAUUGGCUAACUUUUCUUUUUAUCCAAUGUUUGUAUCGAUCAGGUAUCGGCUAAUAAACUCAUAUGCUUUCUUAC
Schistosoma haematobium is the source of this 1123-nucleotide messenger RNA. Its product is annotated as Peptide methionine sulfoxide reductase B2, chloroplastic, variant 2. Lineage: Eukaryota; Metazoa; Platyhelminthes; Trematoda; Strigeidida; Schistosomatidae. Gene Ontology annotation, molecular function: peptide-methionine (R)-S-oxide reductase activity. The coding region runs from base 574 to 987 and encodes 137 amino acids. Gene Ontology annotation, biological process: protein repair; response to oxidative stress. The transcript has 6 exons. Gene Ontology annotation, cellular component: cytoplasm. The record is from RefSeq and is a predicted model, not a curated record.